Messenger RNA from Argiope bruennichi, 631 nucleotides. Its product is annotated as thyrostimulin alpha-2 subunit-like. Bases 163 to 537 code for a protein of 124 amino acids. Gene Ontology annotation, biological process: cell surface receptor signaling pathway. Gene Ontology annotation, molecular function: hormone receptor binding. The transcript is spliced from 4 exons. NCBI's taxonomy places the organism in Eukaryota, Metazoa, Arthropoda, Arachnida, Araneae, Araneidae. The record is from RefSeq and is a predicted model, not a curated record.
GACCAAGUCACGCUGCGUUUGGAGCCACAGGGGUUGAAUUCCACCGAAUCCGAAGAAUAAAAUUGCGAAAGGUAUAUCAAGGAAAGAUAUAUUUUCCGAGUCUUCUUGAAAUUGAUUUGCGAAGAACGUAAUUAAACCGAAUCUUCUUGAAAGAAGUGAAAAAUGUGGUCACUCGAUAGAUGCUUUUGUCCCAUGUUCCUCUUUAUCACUGUGUUGGCUCCAUGUGUAUUGGCUACUUCAUGGGAUCAAAUUGGCUGCCACAAAACUGGGCACACCCGGAAAAUUAGUAUUCCUGGCUGUGUGGAGUUCCAGGUGACGACGAAUGCUUGCAGAGGCUUCUGUCCUUCCUAUUCCACCCCAUCUCCCGAAUGGAUUCUUCGAUCGAAUGCAAGACAGUCCAUCUGGUCAGUGGGACAGUGCUGCAAUAUCAUGGAAACCGAAGAUCUGUUCGUUGAAGUGAUGUGCGUGGGCGGAAUGAAGAAGCUGGUCUUCAAAUCGGCGAGAACCUGUUCCUGCUACCACUGCAAAAAGGAAUAAAAACAAGACAUGGGACCAGCCGAAAAGAACUGCAGUGAAGUGGAAAAAUGCAUGAAUUGAACAAGUAUUGCUUAUGAUAUCACAGAAAAAUGAA